CUCUGUUUCUCUUAUCCUCACUCUACGGAAGGAAAGAAAGUCGGGUCUAAAAACGUUAUUUAGUUUUGACACAAAUCUGAUUGGGCAAUGAGAGACAAAUUUCCGCCGUGCGUUGAGCUCAACUCUAUAUAAGGUCCUCACCAGGAAUUUUCAGUCUGAUAGCUUCUUUUUGUGUGAUGCUUCUGGCUGAAAGACUACAGAAACACAGAUUUCAAAACAUUUUCCUUCCACCCUCUUCUUCUGAUUUCUUGUGGAAAAAAAUGCAUGGGCUCUUCUUUGUCCUGGUGACGUGCACAGUAGGUGCCUCUGCUUUCAGACUCCAGCAAGUCAAAAACACAGAAAACUGCCCAGAUCACAUAGUGUUUUUCAAACACUACUAUGAACUGCAUGGAGAACCUGUGGUUCUGAAAUGCCCUUCUCCCAGAUACAAACAUUUGGAUUUCUCUGCCUUGACCCCUAAUAUCACAUGGUAUAAAAAUGGUUCAAACACCACGAUAUCAGGAAGAGAUGAAGAUUCAAGAAUCUGGGCAAAAGGAAAUGCACUCUGGUUUUUACCAGCGAUGCUAGAAGACUCAGGAGUAUAUAUCUGCACAAGAAGGAACGCCUCCUACUGCGCCGAGGUCUCCAUCCACCUCACAGUUGUGGAGAAAACAGCUGCUUGGGAGAUUGCCUAUCCCCAGAUCCUCUUCACUUUCACUGCUGGAAAGAUUGUUUGUCCUGACCUGUGGGAUUUUACACCAAACAGGACAAGCCUGGACCUCAAGUGGUACAAGGAUGCUCAGCCUUUGGAAGAGGACAAUGAAAGAUUCAUCAUUCUGAAUGGUUCAGCAUCUCUGAUCAUGACAUCUGUGCUACCAACAGAUGCAGGGUAUUACACCUGCAAGAUGUCAUUUCCAUUUGAAGGUGUGGAGUAUGAAAUCACCAGGACAAUUCAACUGGAGACUGUUGAACAAGAGAAGAGAAUUACUCCAAUAAUUGUGUAUCCAGCCCAAAAGACAACAUCAGCUGCUCUUGGCUCCAAGAUGACUCUCCCGUGCAAAGUGUUUGUUGGGCUGAGCAGCCAUUUCCAAACUGAUGUGGAAUGGCUGGCAAAUGACACCAGUGUUGACCUGGUUUAUAAACAAAGCAGAGUUACAGAGGGGGAACGACAAGAAAUUGUAGAAAAUGGUGAAAACUUCAUUGAAGUACCACUUAUUUUUGAUUCUGUUGAAGAAGUGGACUUUUACACAGACUUUACCUGUCUGGCCCAGAACAGAUAUGGAUACCAAGAACUGCCAACAAGGGUCACGCAGGAAGCUGUUGGUCUGUCCUGGUACAUUGCAAUGAUUCCUGUUGCUCUGGCCUGUUUGAUCGUGGGAGGGAUAUGCAUGCACAAGUGCUGGAAGAGUAGAGCUGAUAAAGGAUAUACAAUACCAAAGGUUUAAAAUCUGCUUGGGUUCUCCAACUACAGAACAAAAAAUCAUCCUGGCUAUCUUUCACAUCAGACACAGCGAGCGUUUCAGACCUGAUAUACUGCAUUCCCAACAGACCAAUAAUAACAGCUCUUUCCCACUUUUCCCAGUCUUCUAUGAUCUGAUGAAGUUAAGAAUAUAAGUUUGCAUUUUUAUGCUGCUUAGAUGCAGGAAAUCUGGUUCUAUUAUUUUGUAACUAGGGUGCAAUCUGUAGAAUUUUGGAACACAAAAUCAUGCUCUGUAUAUGGGAAGGGUGGGGAAAGGGAGGUGCUGUCACACUUCGUAAUUCCAACAGGUGUACUGUUUUUUUUUUUAAAAAAAGGAAAAGAAACUCCUAAAGUCUUAAAAGGGAAGCUAAGGAAGCUUGCUACAGAAGGACUGUUUGACACUAGAGGGAAAAAGCAAUUUUUCUAUGCAACCAGACUAAAUUUGUUUCACUUGAGUCUAAAAAGAGCCAUUUGUUUUCCCUUUUCAGAGCCAAAUGCAGUUGUCAUGGCAACUGUAUAUCUAUGAACUUCUCCACAGAAAAACUAAAUUUGUUCACCAUUUGGAUUACACAUUGCUUAAAUAGACUGUCUCAGAAUAUCCCUCCCCCAGAGAUAACUCCAUCUGUAUAAAAGAUAACUGUACACAGAAGAAUUCAGUUCUGUUUUAUCUACCAAUAUGUUGUAGCUAGAGAUUCAUAAGCAGCUGUAAAACAUUGUCAUCUUUGCCAAGGAAGGAAUUGGAGGGAUGUUUAAGUGUUUUGAGAGUGAUUUGGCUAAUAAAAAGUUUUAUUCCUGGAA
Molecule: messenger RNA, 2236 nt
Organism: Haemorhous mexicanus (house finch)
Lineage: Eukaryota; Metazoa; Chordata; Aves; Passeriformes; Fringillidae
Gene: IL1R2
Product: interleukin 1 receptor type 2
Exons: 9
Coding region: 177-1424 (415 amino acids)
Molecular function (GO): interleukin-1 binding; interleukin-1, type II, blocking receptor activity
Source: RefSeq, a predicted model, not a curated record